UCGCGCCUCCCUCCCUCCCUCCCAGCCCUGUCCUCCACUCACUGACCCUGAUUUCAUGAGUCCGCCGCCGUCUCCCUUUUCCUUUCCCUCCCUGACUUCCGCGGAGGGGAGAAGACCCAAGGCCUGACUGAACUUGGCUUAUGUGGGUGACCAUGACGUUCUCGAGCCCCCUCCAUUCUCCUUCAGAUGACGGAGGAACUUCCUUCUUCUUUAUGGCCGACUGAGCUCCACCGGGAGGGUGCGCGGUGCUGGACCCAUGGAUCCGAGUCAGACCGCUGGGGAUUGUGCGGCUGCCACGUGGGUGUGCGGACUUUGUCCCCAGGGCGAACACCCAGGAUGGGACAGGGGGCCCUGAGCUGGCUGCGGGCCAACUGAGCUUGUGACUCUGAGGGACUCCUGAACUCUGAGGCUACUCUGGGCAGCAGAGGCCCUGUUAGAACGAGAGCGUCCUCAGACGGUGACUGGGAAAUAGGACGCGGUUUCUAGUGUGAGUUUUUAAAAAGGCAGGUCUUGGCGAGCCCCACCUGGGCCACAGCUCUCGGAGGAUGGAAACACGUGCCCAGCGAUGUCUCUGGGCCGCCUCCUUCGCCGGGCCUCCUCCAAAGCCUCGGACCUCCUGACCCUCACCCCUGGUGGCAGUGGUGGGUCCCCCUCGGUCCUGGAUGGAGAGAUCAUCUACUCCAAGAACAAUGUCUGUGUGCACCCCCCCGAGGGCCUGCAGGGGCUGGGGGAGCAUCACCCAGGGUAUCUGUGCCUGUGCAUGGAGAAGGAUGAGCUGCUGGGGGCCACCCUCAUCCUGGCGUGGGUCCCCAAUUCUCGCAUCCAGAGGCAGGACGAAGAGGCCCUGCGCUACAUCACCCCGGAGAGCUCCCCUGUGCGCAAGGUACCCCGCCACCGACGCCGGCGCAUCCCGAGCUCGGGGGCCCCCCACCAACCCUCCCCCACGGAGCCAAGGCCCUCACUGAUGCCCAAAGAUGAGGACAUCCUGGUGGUGGCCCAGAGCAUCCAGGAGGCAGUGCACAUCAGCGCUUCGCCUGAGGAUGGGGAGAAGCUGGCCCUGGACGCAGGGGCAGAUGGGCCACUCCCCGCCUCGCAGGCUGCCCACAGGGACUCUGGAGUCUUGUCCACGGUUGGCUCACAGGAUGGGGCUGAAGAGGGCAGGGAGCCACGGCCUGAGGCCGGCGAGGAGGAGGGCUCCUGGGAGCUGUCAGCGGAUGGAGUGAGCAGGGACAGCUCCUUUGACUCUGACUCCGACGCCUUCUCUUCGCCCUUCUGCCUCUCGCCCAUCAGCGCUGCCCUCGCAGAGGGCAGCAGCUCUGCGCUCAUGGACAGCGAAGGCAGCUCCCCCUCCAGCUCGGACACCACCCUGCGCUUCCUGGACAGCAAUGGCCUCCUACAGACCUCGCGCUGGGACGAGGCUCAGCGGGGCUGUGCCCCCGAGCAGAUCUGCGGCGUGUUCCGCGUGGACCUGGGCCACAUGCGCUCCCUGCGGCUUUUCUUCAGUGACGAGGCCUGCACCAGUGGCCAGCUGGUCGUGGCCAGCCGAGAGAGCCAGUACAAGGUGCUGCACUUCCACCACGGUGGCCUGGACAAGCUGUGCGAGGUGUUCCAGCAGUGGAAGUUCUGCACCGAGUCCCACCUCGAGGACCAGGUCGCCAGCGAGAGGACGUGCGUGCAGUUCUCCAUCCGGCGGCCCAAGCUGCCGUCCUGCGAGGCGCACCCCGAGGAGAGCCUGUACCGCCGGCUGGACGUGCCCGCCUGGCUGCAGCACCUAAACGAGCUGGGCCAGGUGGAGGAGAUGUACAAGCUGCGCCAGGCCAUUUUCUUCGGCGGCAUUGAUGUGUCAAUCCGCGGGGAGGUCUGGCCCUUCCUGCUGCGCUAUUACAGCCACGAGUCCACGUCGGAGGAGCGGGAGGCGCUGCGGGUGCAGAAGAGGAAGGAAUACCUGGAAAUCCAGCAGAAGAGGCUCUCCAUGACUCCUGAGGAGCGGGGAGCAUUCUGGCGUAACGUGCAGUUCACCGUGGACAAAGACGUGGUUCGGACAGAUCGGAGCAACGAGUUCUUCCGUGGGGAAGACAAUCCGAACGUGGAGAGCAUGAGGAGGAUCCUGCUGAACUACGCUGUGUACAACCCGGCCAUUGGCUACUCCCAGGGCAUGUCGGACCUGGUGGCACCCCUCCUGACCGAGGUCCAGGACGAGUCAGACACCUUCUGGUGCUUCGUGGGUUUGAUGCAGAAUACAAUCUUCGUCAGCUCUCCUCGGGACGAGGACAUGGAGAAACAGCUGCUGUACCUGCGGGAGCUGCUGCGGCUGACCCACCCGCGCUUCUACCAGCACCUGGCCGCGCUGGGCGAGGACGGACUGCAGAUGCUCUUCUGCCACCGCUGGCUCCUGCUCUGCUUCAAGCGGGAGUUCCCCGAGGCCGAGGCCUUGCGCAUCUGGGAGGCCUGCUGGGCCCACUACCAGACGGACUACUUCCACCUUUUCAUCUGCGUGGCCAUCGUGGCCAUCUACGGGGACGACGUCAUCGAGCAGCAGCUGGCCACUGACCAGAUGCUCCUGCACUUCGGAAACCUGGCCAUGCACAUGAACGGAGAGCUGGUGCUCAGGAAGGCCAGGAGCUUGCUGUACCAGUUCCGCCUCUUGCCGCGGAUCCCCUGCAGCCUGCAUGAGCUAUGCAAGCUCUGUGGGACGGGAAUGUGGGACAGUGGGUACAUGCCCGCUGUGGAGUGUGCCGGCCACCACCCAGGCUCCGAGGGCUGUCCCUACGGGGGCACGGUGGAGAUGCCUUCACCCCCAGCUCCAAGAGAAGGCAAGAGGGGCCCGAAGACACCUCGGGAAGGCUUUGGCUUCCGCAGAUAGGUGGGACUCCCUGCACUGGACAGGUUGAGGGGACCUUGCAGGAGGUCCUGGGCGUGGGGGAGGGGCGGGGGGAUGGAUGGCAGAAGUGUAAGGAAGAUGGCUGUGGGCGAAAUGAAGAGCCCUUUUCCCCAAUAACAGCCAGAGCCUGGAAAUGACAGCAGCAAGGCCUGCCACCCUCCCAGAGGACAGGCGGCUCCGGAAGCUGGGACCGGGCAGCUGCCUCACGCCGGCUGCCUGGGGGAAUUCUGCACAGCCCAGAAAUUCCUCAUUGCCUGGAAAAGGGGACAGCAGGGACAGGAGGAGGCUUCCACCCCAGUGCCAAGGGUGCAGGCAGCGGGGCCCAUGCAGGCCCAGAGGCCUCUGCACACUGGACGCUUUCUCGUCAGGCUUCUCCAAGUGAGCUGGACACACUCCUCCCCCUUCCCAGCCACAGCUGCAGAGCUGGUCUGAGGGCAUCUGCCAGGAAGCCCUCCGAUUUCAGAACAAGUGUCCAACCUGGGUCUCUCGCGCCAGCUGCCUAAGUGCUGUGCAUCCUGGCUGUGGGGAGGAAGGGCCCGACUGAGCCGGAGCCAGAGCCUGGUGGACCAGGGUCGGACACCUGCCCCUAAGCUGGGGUCUUCCCCUGAGGACUCCUGGCACUGUUCACAGUCAGUCUCACCAGAUCCAGCAGCCAUCUGGGGGCUGAACGGGUUGGCAGGUGUGUGUGUAUGUGUGUGUGCACGUGCGUGUGCCUGCAAGGUCCUCUGAAGAGGCGGUGGGAGUGUACUAACAGAAAGCCAAGACAAGGCACCUGAAGUAGCAGAAGCCUCUUGACCCGCUGCAGGACCCGUGGACCCUGCUGUGAGUGUGGACCAAGAGCAGCCGCAGUCAAGGAGCAUUCGGGCUCUCCGCGGGGUGGGUGGGGACAAGUUCUUCCCCUGUGCUCCAUCCUCCGAGGGCUGGGUCUUGGCUGCCCCUCCUGGGACAGAACGGGGCACAUGGGCUGUGACCAGAAGCUCCCAGCCGUUGCAGGAGAGCCAUGUCUUAUGUGAUGGGCGCCAGGAGUUGGGUGCCUCUGUGAAGCGCACACCCAGAGCUGCCUCCCGCCCACAGCUCCUUGCUGAAGGGUGGCCACUGCUGGACAGUGCCAGUCCUAGAAAGACACCAGCCCCCUCCCUUCUCAGCUUUUUUUCCCUCCAUAAGCCCAAGUCCUCUUCAAGGCACUUACAAGUUCCCGGUCCCUCUGUUCCAAGAGCCUUUGGGGGAGAACAUACUGGAGCCCCCAGUGUGCAGAUCCUGAGCUGUUAACCACUGCAGUCCAGCCACGGGGGGCCUGGGGAGUGGACUUCUCAUCUGUUUUGCUCCUGGGGAAAGUGGGUUGCCUGUCUGUGUUGGCUCCUGGUCCGCUAGGGAAACGGGUAGCGCUAACCAGGUCCAUCCUUCCUAACCCUCCUCUGGAAACCAGGCCCCACAGGUAGUCCUGUCAGCUCUCCGUUGCCACAGGAGUGCUGUGUAGCAGAUAACCCCCCAAAUCAUCGGCCUAAACUGCUGCGCCCAGGUACCGCGCUGCCCGCGGGUCGGCAGUCAGGCUGGGCAGCCCUGCUCUUGGCUUGCUUACCUCCGGGGCCAUCGGUUCCGAAGCUCCAGCAGGGCACUCGAGGUGCAAGGGCAGGUCCCUUGCCUCCCUCCUGCAGGUCAGCCCUGGUGAAGGCCCCUGCAGGACUGGGUGAGUACCUGUCCAGGCCAGGGAGGACCACACGUCUGCCCCGUCCUGCGGCCAGACCUGGCCUUCUGGGGUGGGUCAAUGGACUCUGUCUGCUAGUGUUCCCUCUGCACAACCUGUCCAGGAGCCUGGGGAUUCAGGGGGCCCAGGAUGGGACUGUCAUCACAGUCUACCUGCCACCACUAGAAAGUCUUGGUCCAAACGACACUGUUCCAGGUCACCCCCUCCCUGGGGUGGGAGAGGGAGCCCGUGCCCUCACCCACGCCUGUGCUACUCCCUGCCUCGUGCCCUGGGGCUGCUGUCUUGAGGGCAGGUGGAGCAGGGCCAGGUCUCCACUCGCUGUGGAAGGUCCCAGGUGGAAGGCCUUCCCCCUGAGUCCCCAGCUCCCCAAGACCUGACCCACCUGCACCAGCUGCAUCCUCAGGGUGACCAAGUGCCACUCUGCUCCCCUGGGCCUCAAUGUCAUCUGCUUCUGCAGAGCAGCCAGGGUCCAGGAAGCAGGGUGUGCGGACGGAGGGGCAGCCCCGCCCUGGCUCCACUCCCUUCAUCUGGAUGCAAUUAGAGGAAACCAGCCCCAGCCCUGCGGCAGCUGUUACCCCAGGAUUAUUCCCAGCCAGCAAAAGGCAUUAGGGUGAUAAUUCAGUCAUUAGACUCCUAGCUUCCCACCGCCACGACGUGCAAAUAGGGGGUAAUCAGCCCGCCAUGGCCAUCCUCCGCGAGGCCGCUUAUUUAACCCAUUUUUUAAAAUGACACUUAAUGCUAUCGGUGGGCGGGCGUGUGUGCGCAUAAAGUCGGCGCCUCGUUGGCCCUGCCACUUACACGUCUGCUGACAGUGUUGCAUGGCGUCGUCCUGGUCUCUGGGAGGAGAGGGACCUUUGGUGUGCUUGUGCUGGCACUGUCCACCUGACACCCAGGAAAGCUGACUUCCGACUCGUCCGCCCAGGGCAGAGGGACCUGGCAGGAGGUUGGGAGAUGGGUGCACCCAGGGAAUGGCGGGUGGUGUAGGAUGAGUAUUUCUCUGCCACCUGGGCCUGACGGGGUCCUCCCCGGGUGCUGGGAAAGAGCGAGCUUUUCCAGAAGGUUCCAACUGCCAGCUUGGGAGACUAUCGGGUCAUGUGCCCCUGCCCUCUUGCUGAAGAGGAGGGCCUGAUGCAGAAGGACAGUCACAUGGCACACGUGGGCUUGGAGGCCAUCAGCUCGGGUCCCUCCACAGCCGGAGCGUGAGGCAGAGGGAGGUUUUUAACUGGGGGUGGGGGUGGGGGGGACGCAUCCUGGAGCUGCCCCUGAGAGCCUGUGCCAAGCCCUGCUGGGGUGAAGUCAGCCUGGGGCCGAGGCGGGCAGGGGGCACCCAGCUCAGGCCUUUGACAGUUGGCCCUGAGAACAGAUGGGGGCAACAAGGAAAUGAGGGACUGUGGGCCAGGGGCAGGGGAUCUGUUCCUGUGAAGUCCCCCUGAGCUGCUGACCGCCUCUGGCAGAAAUAGCUGGGGUGGCCCGCAGGGUUUUAGGUCUCUCUCGGGUUUCCUCCUGCAGAAGCCUCCCGGUUCCCCUGCAAGAGGCUGGGGGAGGUGGGGACACCCUGAGCCCACCAGGCAGAGGGAAGGAAGUAUCUUCUUUGUGUCUGCUCAGCUGGGCCAUGAGGAGGGCACCAGGAGGCUGGCCUGCGCCUGGGCCCCCCAUCCCAGGGGCCCCGGGGACAGCCUGGAUCUUGCUGGCUGCACAGGCCUUCCUGUGGGGCUGCUCCAGACCUAAAAGCUAAUCCCCCAAGUCUCCCCAGGGCUGGGAGUAGCGCUGUGUGAACGCCCUUCCCCGGAGCAGGGGCCUGGCCUUGAACUGCCACCACCCCUCCCUGGCCAGGUGGCCUCUGCCCACCCAGCCUGUUUCUUCACCUGUUAGAUGAGAACAAGGACACCUGCCCGGGCCACCUCACCUGUGGGGACUUUUCCUGUAGAAGCUGCCAUGAGCAUGGUACGCCAUGGCCCAGAGGCCUCACCAGCCACUCAGGGAAGAGACCACUGACCUAAGCCUUCAGCAGCCUUGACCAUCAGGGCUGAUGCCCUGGACAAGAACUCUGCCCUGGUUUGGAGUCAGCAAACCUGUGGCCCCUCCUGCGCCUCCGCCUUGCUGUGUGUCCUCUGCGGAGGGCCAACCUUUCUGUGCCUCCUCUAAAGGUCACUCCUACAACUCUACUCCUGCCAGGAAGAAAAUCGGCCGUUGGGCGUGGGCAUUCCUGCCUGUGCGCCUGCACGCAGAGCUCUUCAGGGAAGGCCGUGCCCUGGGCGCUCACCCGCUGGGCUGUGAAGUCCCCUGAGGACUCCGCCUCCCAGGUUGGAGCUUAGCCACCGGGAGAGGGGAGUCCCGGGGCCUCCCAGAACAGAGCAGGGGCAAACAGCCUGCUGCUGCCUGGUGUUUGAGAUGCAUCAGGAUGAAUGUCCAGGUAGGAAGUGGAAUCCAAGUUCAACGAGGGAAAGCCGCACGACCAGCCUUUCUCAGUGCUUUGGGGUGGGGAGGACAGUCUUGUUGUUCAAGGGCGGUUUCAUGAAAUUCCCACCACUCACUACUGACAGAUGGGGUUGUCUCGGCGAGUGAUUUGUUCUGUUUUGCUUUUUAAAUACAAUCCCCUUCCACUCAGGCCAGGUCUGGUGACCAUGACCCCUGCUAGGCACAGCCGCUUCCGCGCUCCUGAAUUUCGUGGAUUCCAAUGCAAAGGAAAUAAAAUCAUGUUGACAGC
This is a messenger RNA of Marmota monax (woodchuck), 7293 nucleotides long. RefSeq names its product TBC1 domain family member 16 (gene Tbc1d16). Gene Ontology annotation, biological process: activation of GTPase activity. The transcript is spliced from 12 exons. The record is from RefSeq and is a predicted model, not a curated record. Lineage: Eukaryota; Metazoa; Chordata; Mammalia; Rodentia; Sciuridae. Gene Ontology annotation, molecular function: GTPase activator activity. Bases 566 to 2863 code for a protein of 765 amino acids. Gene Ontology annotation, cellular component: early endosome.